UCUAGUUUGCACGUGAAUGUUAAAACAGGUGUAGUACAUUAGACUGUGAAUGACCUAAAAAUAGUAUUGAUUCAAGUGCUUCAUUUUGAUUUCAAAUUUAAUUUUAAAUGCCCGUUCUUCCAUAGUCUAAACGCAAUAGUACUGACAUUCCUGCUGAUUUCUGAUCCUACUUUUUCACAAGUCAUGGCAUUCAACCAACUGCGAAUUCCAUUGGAAUGGAGUGUAUUCUUACGUGUAUUUUGGUGACAUUUGGACUUGUUCGGUGUUCACACAAGUAAAUCAUUUCGAAUUUUCCCGGUUUUAUCAAAGUAUUGAGCAAGUUUUUGAAAAUACGAAAAGCCUUACGGUUAAGAAGUAACUGUCAGAUGUUUAUGUAAUUCUGGAAAAGCGAAAUUUUGAGUAGGAUUUGCGAUGUCUCACAAAGUUGAAUUGUAUAUUUAUGACUUGUCUCGUGGGAUGGCUGCAAUCAUUUCACCAAUGCUUAUCGGCAAAAGGGUAGAUGGAAUUUGGCACACGUCUAUUGUGGUCUAUGGUAGAGAAUACUUUUUUGGGUCAAAUGGAGUAGAAAGUUGUAAUCCGGGUACAACACUUCUUGGUGAGCCGCUCGAAAAAAUCGUAUUGGGGGAAACACAAAUACCUUACUCGGUUUUUAUCGAUUACUUAAGUGGUCUUAGUGAAAGUUCUUAUCAAUACACUUAUCAAGCUCUUGAGGAAAAGAGGAAAGCCACAAGGGAAAAAUUGGCCAGGAAAGAAAGAAAGAAGGAGAAGAAAAGGAAGAAGUUGUUGAGAGAAGCUCGAUCGUUGUCUCGUGAUUGUGAAGGCUUUAAUAUGGCUGAAACAGAAGCUGUAAAUGGUACAGAAGGUCAAUUACCUUCAGAAGAUGCCAUGCAGUUUGAAGCAGAAGAACGAAGAGCUGAAGAAGAGAGAAAAAGGGCCCGGGAACCCCCUAUAGUUUUCAAGGGAAUUAUUGAUGUGAAUCAAGAAUUCGACAAAUUAUCCCAACUCCUUGAUGGCAAGCUCAACGAUGACGAGCGAAGAUCUCUAUCAGAAUUAGAGCAAUAUAUGUUGGGGAAUGAGGGAAGUUGGAUUGUUGGAGAUGGAUUUCUCGAAUUCAUUGGCAGACUUUUAAACGACAAGGCCCUCGACAAAGAAAUAAAAGUUCACAUUUUGAACAUUUUAUCCGAAGCAGCCCUUAAAGACGAUGUUAUCCUGGUUUUGCAUCAGGAUCGUAAAGACCACGUCCUUAUGAAUUACGCCUUUGAAAUAGACAGGCUCAGCGUUGAAGAGCAACAAGCUAUAGCCUUAUUUAUUGCCAAUAUGUUUGAGAAUCUCAGUUCAUCAGAGUGGUUGUUGUACAUCUCUGAAUGGACGUACAACAACCAGCCCACAAGCAACAUAAGGGUGACCACAAAAGUUGGGGUUCAUUCGUUAUUAUCUGACUUGCCCGAUUUACAAGAUAAAGGGACCGCCAUCGUAUACAACAUGGCUUGUAAGGAGUGUCUUAGACAUAAUUGCAACAAUUUUUCCCAAGAAGUAGCUCAAUUUUUGUGUGCGGCAAAUAUUCCAAAGCACAUUUUGGACCUUCCAAAUGAAGUUUUGGAGGCAAAGCUCCAUCCAGCGUUGGCAGCAUUAGCAAGUCAAUUAGAAAGGGGCGCAAGGCCAGUUGAGGAGGAGCACCAGAGAGGACUCAGUCCAGAAUUUUCUCAACUUAAUUCUCAAAUAGAAGAAGCCAGAUACACUUAUCAAGCUCUUGAGGAAAAGAGGAAAGCCACAAGGGAAAAAUUGGCCAGGAAAGAAAGAAAGAAGGAGAAGAAAAGGAAGAAGUUGUUGAGAGAAGCUCGAUCGUUGUCUCGUGAUUGUGAAGGCUUUAAUAUGGCUGAAACAGAAGCUGUAAAUGGUACAGAAGGUCAAUUACCUUCAGAAGAUGCCAUGCAGUUUGAAGCAGAAGAACGAAGAGCUGAAGAAGAGAGAAAAAGGGCCCGGGAACCCCCUAUAGUUUUCAAGGGAAUUAUUGAUGUGAAUCAAGAAUUCGACAAAUUAUCCCAACUCCUUGAUGGCAAGCUCAACGAUGACGAGCGAAGAUCUCUAUCAGAAUUAGAGCAAUAUAUGUUGGGGAAUGAGGGAAGUUGGAUUGUUGGAGAUGGAUUUCUCGAAUUCAUUGGCAGACUUUUAAACGACAAGGCCCUCGACAAAGAAAUAAAAGUUCACAUUUUGAACAUUUUAUCCGAAGCAGCCCUUAAAGACGAUGUUAUCCUGGUUUUGCAUCAGGAUCGUAAAGACCACGUCCUUAUGAAUUACGCCUUUGAAAUAGACAGGCUCAGCGUUGAAGAGCAACAAGCUAUAGCCUUAUNCAGGACAAUUCCUUUGAAUAAGGAAAAUUUCACCGAAGCGGUGAAAAAGAAAACACACUCGUGUUGUUUAGCAAAUACGUGCCAUCUCUUCAACAAAAAUGCGGAUCUCAUUAUUAUAAUUUGUAGAUACACUUAUCAAGCUCUUGAGGAAAAGAGGAAAGCCACAAGGGAAAAAUUGGCCAGGAAAGAAAGAAAGAAGGAGAAGAAAAGGAAGAAGUUGUUGAGAGAAGCUCGAUCGUUGUCUCGUGAUUGUGAAGGCUUUAAUAUGGCUGAAACAGAAGCUGUAAAUGGUACAGAAGGUCAAUUACCUUCAGAAGAUGCCAUGCAGUUUGAAGCAGAAGAACGAAGAGCUGAAGAAGAGAGAAAAAGGGCCCGGGAACCCCCUAUAGUUUUCAAGGGAAUUAUUGAUGUGAAUCAAGAAUUCGACAAAUUAUCCCAACUCCUUGAUGGCAAGCUCAACGAUGACGAGCGAAGAUCUCUAUCAGAAUUAGAGCAAUAUAUGUUGGGGAAUGAGGGAAGUUGGAUUGUUGGAGAUGGAUUUCUCGAAUUCAUUGGCAGACUUUUAAACGACAAGGCCCUCGACAAAGAAAUAAAAGUUCACAUUUUGAACAUUUUAUCCGAAGCAGCCCUUAAAGACGAUGUUAUCCUGGUUUUGCAUCAGGAUCGUAAAGACCACGUCCUUAUGAAUUACGCCUUUGAAAUAGACAGGCUCAGCGUUGAAGAGCAACAAGCUAUAGCCUUAUUUAUUGCCAAUAUGUUUGAGAAUCUCAGUUCAUCAGAGUGGUUGUUGUACAUCUCUGAAUGGACGUACAACAACCAGCCCACAAGCAACAUAAGGGUGACCACAAAAGUUGGGGUUCAUUCGUUAUUAUCUGACUUGCCCGAUUUACAAGAUAAAGGGACCGCCAUCGUAUACAACAUGGCUUGUAAGGAGAAAAUGUUCAAAAACUUUCGGAUACGACAACUUUUACCUCGAGGCACUUUGUCAAAGGUGUUUGAUGACGUUGCAGUGGAGUUGACGAUGGCCCUUUUGCAAUAUUUUAACAAUAAACCACCAGAAGAGCAGCUUUGGAGGUGUAUGAAAGCUAUGGGUAAAUUUACUCAAAUUUCGAACCAAGAAGUGCCCCAAUUGAUCCAGAUGAUAGGUCCUGAUCCCAAAACGUUCAAGGGAGUAAGUUCAAGGGUGGAUGAACAAAUCGACGAAGUAUGCAAGAAGUUGCGUUAAACAACUGGUGAUGACUUUUUUUGUUCUUAGAAAAUGGACUUAAUGUAUUUUUUGUUUUCGACUUUUUAAAUUAUUUUUUUGGUAUUUAGAUUUAUGUAAGUACAAAAUGGUGCUAUUAUACAAUGUUUAUACGUU
Molecule: messenger RNA, 3711 nt
Organism: Agrilus planipennis (emerald ash borer)
Lineage: Eukaryota; Metazoa; Arthropoda; Insecta; Coleoptera; Buprestidae
Exons: 21
Coding region: 412-3576 (1054 amino acids)
Biological process (GO): protein modification by small protein removal
Molecular function (GO): peptidase activity
Source: RefSeq, a predicted model, not a curated record